ACUGCUGCGGCCCGCGCGUGCGGACGGUGGCGAGGCUCCCAGCCCAGCCCGCGGGAGGGGAGGAAUGAAUGACCGUCUCGCCGGGACCGGGGCCGGGGCCGGGGCCGGGGCCCAGGGAGGGGCGCGCGGGUCGCCCCCACGGCCCGGGGCGGCCAGGGCCCUUUCUGCGCGACGCGGGACGCCCGGCGCCACCUUGGCUUCUGGAGCCCCUCAUCCUGCGCCCGCAGAGGCGAGCGGAGCCCCGGGCCGGGCCGCAGAGCGGCACUGUGACUCGUGGGUCCGAGAGAAAGUGCUCUUUCUGAUGCACCCCGAGAGGUGGCUGGGGGCGCGGGGGGACGCUCCGUGGGAAGAGGUGGCCGGUGGCGAGGCCCCAGCCGAGACGCGCAGAGCCGACCCCGAGCCGGAGCAGGGCUGCGCCGCAGCGCGCUUUCCCCCGGAACAGAGGCUUCUCCCCGGCGCGCGGGGCGCCCCCGCCGCCGCACCCCGGCCGGUGCUCGUGCGGGUGGAGGACCACCAGGUGACGCGGGAAGUGCUGUGCACCGCGUGGAGGAAGGGGCGCAUGACCACGAAGACGGAGGAGCGCUUGGUAACCGCGGUCACCUUCCGCACUGGCGGGCAGUGAGCGGCUGUGGUCCGCCGUGUGCCUGCUGCACCCGGGUCCCCCCUGCCCGGCGCCCGCCGCGCCCAGGACCACUUCUGCGUCCCCAAGGACCUGAGCCUCACCGAGCGGAGGCCCCCAGAAAUGUUCCCGCCUGGAGGACAAGCGAGACUCCUUAGAAAAAAAUGCUCUUGGCUACAGCUGACCGACCGAAGGGUGCCCCCUUAGAAGGCGUUGGCGCGGCGCUUCGGGGAGACCACCGGUUUCCGAGAUCGCGGAGGAGCUGUAAGCAGCUGACACCCCAUUUGUGGCUUAAGUACAGUGAAGUUUUGGAGAAACCUAAAUCAUUAAGGAAAAGGCGGGGAAAGGUAUUUUCAAAGUGGCAAAAUGUGUAAGUUUUGAAAUGAGAACCGACCGCGGUGCAGCGCACCUGUAAUCCAGCACUCCGCAGGCGGAGGCGUGAGGCUUCCCUCCAACUGAAGACAAGAAGAUCCUCUGUCACAGUGACCAAAAUGGUAUCACCUCAUCAUUUAAAAAAAAAAAAAAAAAAACUGGAGUUCAACCACUUAGAUUGAGAACUGGCUGCAUCUCUCACUGUGUAACUUGGGUUUUCCUGAUCCUAGCUGGACCCUGUCAUCAUGUGGAGUCUGAGGAAACUUCUCCUGUGUCCUGGGAGUGAACCAGAAGUCAAACUUGUCUUUGAUACUAAGACAUCUCUGAGAAUGGCUGGGUCUUGGGUCUUUGAUCUUACCUCUACCUCAUGGAAAGACAGGAUCACCUAAAAACUGUAUUAGGUGGACGAGUCACAAACUUCCAGAAGCCACUUGGUCACUUUACUGUUAGUUGUCACGGUCACAUACAUGAAUCAAGCAAGUGUCCAUCUCUCAAACCCUUUAUUCAUGACUGAAUUGUCUUUGGUAUGCAUUACAUUUGAUUUGCUGCUCUUAUUCUUUUUGGAUAUAACCAGUGCUUGAUGCUAAGACUUGAUGUGGCUGUUUGCUUCAAAAAAGGAGAAAAAGAAGGAAAAGGAUUUUUUAAAAAAAUUUCAUUUUGAAAUGAGGUCUCUGGUUAGUUGCCCAGUCAGGGCUUGAACCUGCAAUCAUCCUCCUGAGUAGCUGGGAUUACAGGCAUUUGUCGCUGCCUGGCAAAGGUUUUCUAUUUAAAAAAAAAAAAUUACUAAUGCAGAAAUUUUCAAAGAAAUAUUUGUGAGGAAAAAGAAAAGAUAAAAGUACAGAAAAAAUUUAUCCCAGAUCUGUUAAUAUUUUGUAUGUUUUCAGCAUGGUUUUAUUUUAUUCUGUUACAUGCAUGCAUAUAUAUUUACUUACAUGUUCUAAGCAUAAAUUAUACAAAAAUAGUGCUCAGUGUAACUGCUUAAUUUCUGAGUAUUGUCUUUUUCUUUAUGCAAAUGAACGUUGUGAAAAAUGUGGUUUGUGAGCCAGCAACAAUGGACAUCUCCAGGAAAGUUUUUAGAAAUUCAGGAUCUCAGAUCUUACGCUACAUCUACUAAGUCCAAUUUUCCAUUUUGAAAAGUUCCCAAGGUGUUUUCAUUAUAGUUUAUAGUUUCAUUAUAGUUUAUAAUGUUUUCAUUAUAGUCUUGACAGCCAUCGUAUCCCUUAUAUAUACUUCAGUAGCUUACUUGGUCACUUAUCAAAACUAAAAAGGUUUUAUUUUUUCUGUAUUCCUCAUUACAGAUUAACAGUGCCUUGACACUAAUAAUUUAUAGAAUUACAGAAAUAUUUAUAGAGAUUGCAGAAGGAUGAUAUAUGACAGAUAUUUGUAAAUUGGCAAAAAAGAAGCAUCAUGUCUUUUUUAAGAGCCUUAUUCUGCAUUUUUUCUAAUGAAUGAUUGAUUGACUGUUAAGAGUUUAAACUAUGUAUUUCAAAUUUGUAGUUCUUUAAUUAUCUAAGAAUGUAAAUUAAAGUGUUCUCAAGACUCCUCAAGGGAGGAAGGACAGGAAGUCAUUAAAGACAGCACAGUUGCAUGGGCAGGAUUAGUCAGCCACUGCAGAUGAUUUGUGAGUGGGUGGGGGAGCCUAACUGAAUCACCUGGCUCAGGUAAGAAAACAAAGGCUGUCAAUCUUGAACAGCCUGAAAUCUAUGAUUGCAGUCAGUACUUUGCUCUUUAGUUGGGGAGGACCUACUUUACUUUUGUAGGUGAAGAUAAACAGUCCUGAUUACUGUGGAGUAAAGGACAAGUUCUUAGGCCCUCUUCAACCCAUAGCUAUCAAUAAAACUUGGUUAAUAAAACCAAUAAGACUUGGUUAUGUUUAAAGAAGUACAAAAGUCACACUCAGAUUUCUAGGUUUAAACCAGUGAAAGCCAGACAUGGUAAAAGGCCGUUAGUCCCAGGACUCUGGAGGCUGAGGAAAGAGGAUAGUGAGUUAGAGCCUGGCUGGAGUGCACAGCAAAUUCGAGGCUAGGCUAAGUUACAGAGCAAAACCUUAGUUCAUAUGAACAGGAUCAAGAACAGAGAGACUACCAUGUCACAAAAAAAUAGAACAAAGGUUGAGUGUUCAGAGCAGUGGAGUUAACCAGCAUCACUGCUCAGCUGGAAAGCAAGAUUGGUAUUUACUAGAAAAGCUUGACAUUCUCUUGGCUUGACUAAACUAGAUGAGCUGCCUCCUGACCGCAGCUCUCUGACCUGAUCUCCGUUAGGGUUUUAGAAAACUUUGCAUUUUGAAUUUCCUCUGCCCCUUGGAAAUGUAGCUCUUCCUUCACCCAGCUCUGUGCCAAUUUUGUAGCCCAAGAAUAUCUCAAGGACCUUUGUCCAUCCUUUUGAAGUAAAUCAUGGUAAGACACCAAAUUCCAGGUCUGUGGGAGAGUAGAGUAGAAACCCAAGUCUGUCUCCCUGAGCAAACCUGGUGGUCUAAUCACAUUGUCUAGUCUCCUCCCCCUAACAUUCUUUAGUACUUUUCAUUAGUUUUACCACAUUGCUUAAAAACUGUCACCAUUUUUUUUUUGAAGGCGUUGAAUUCCCCCAGUGAAGAGUCUUGAAUAAGACUUCCUUUGUUCAACUGUCCUGUGCAAUUCUUUAACAAUAAUGAAAAGGGAAAGCUUGAGGUUGGCUGUCCUUGAACCCUAUUGGCAGGAGGAAGCUGCAGUCUGUCUAUCAUGAAGAGCAACUGCUUUCAUGGUUGGUUUAGGGCUUUCUCUGCUGGGUCCUGAAUCAGAAGGGUGCAGAGACCACAGAAGCUGGCAUUCACCAGGUCCUAUACUGCACUGAUGGCUGAGGUUUCACUUCUCAGGCCAGCGGCCUCAGAAAUUGUAGGUUAGCCUUCUGUAAUAAAUAGCAUUACCCUCACAGGUUUUUAAGUUAAAUGAAAAGUACUUAGAAUAGUACUUGGAGGUAAAAUAAUCAGAGUUAGCUCCUAUGAUUUUUUGUGAUAGUGAUGCUUACAUAACAGUCAUGGCCCACCAUAGUGAUGGAACAGGCCGAAUUCUGAGCAACUACCUACCUACUACUUAUUAAAGGCAUAAUUUUUUUUCUUCUGGGACAGUCAAGGAUUUAAAUUUAUGAACCAUGACUCUUCGGCCUACAGACAACCCAAUAGAUAAGUAGAAACAGAACAAAGCUUGGCCAUUUUGUGUCCUUUGUUACCUUAGAACUUUGGGUCAAAUCCCUUCUCAGCUCAACAUUUGGGAAUGUCAUACUCCUUAAAAGACUGAAGACAUCAAGAUGCGAGAUUUCCAGAAAGAUUCGUCUUGGCUCAAAAAUCUCCAGCCAUUGCCCUGAACCUGUGGUAAUCUAGAUAGCAGUUGGGAGUUGAUAGUUAGAACAAAUUCUUAUUAAAACUUACUUCACGACCAUUAAAUGCUUCCUUCUAGAUGUUUUAAGUAUAAUGUGACUAUCACCAAAAACUGUGACUGUCACUGCAUAGAGUCCUAGGAGAUCCUCAAAGUAAAGGUGGGGAACUUGGUUUAUCUUGGGAAACCCUAAUUUUGUUAUUGUAUAGUAGGUCCUGGGGGAAUUCUUUCCAUGUUUUUGUAUCUUGAGACAAGUCAGAAAAGGGAGUAGGGAUGUAAAUUUAUUGAAGGUAGAAAAAACAUUAUGCUUUGUAAACUGAGAGCAGACUCACAGUAAACUCAAGGGUAAAGGAGAGGGGUCUUUUGUAUCUAAAAUUCCUGCAUUGAAUCCAAAAUUCCUUUAUUGACUUUUCCAUCAUACGAAUAAGGCAUUGAGGUAGUUGUCACAUUGUAAUUUACUCAGCACCAGACAGAGAAUGACCUAUUAAAAGAUUUGUUUGGCCUCCUGUCAAGUCUAUUAAAAGACUUGCUUGGUGUCCUGCCAUCCGUAGCAUUUUUUUUUAUUGCAUUCAUGUACAGCACUCAGGAGUCACAUAGUUAUCAUGGAUCUGUGUUCUACACAUAUCCCCUCGGUUUCCAGAAUGUCGAUACACAUCCCCCAAAGUUGUUUGACUUUUUUGCCCCAGCCCUAAUCUCCUAAUUCAGUUUUCCCUGAGAGACAUACUCUGCAUGAUUUUAGAAUGUUGAGGUACUGGAGAUUUCUUUCCUCCUCUUCUUUCUAUCUUUCUGUCUGUCUUUCUUUUGGCUUUUCUUUCUUUUUUUCUGUUUUGGAGGCAAAGCUGGUCUUGAAUUCACCAGGUUUCCCAGAAUGGCCUGUAAUUCACAACAAUCUUCCCAGCCUCCCAAGUGCUAGAAUUGUAGGCAUGCAACACAAUGCCUGGCAGUUUCUUUCUUUUUAUAGCUAUUUUCUGCUGAAAGGAGUUGUAGGCCCUACCUUUUGGUCUGACACAUUCUCUGACUUACUUUGGGACAUUAGGGCUUACCAGCUGGGCUGGAAAGAAUCUAUCUGAGCACAAUGAGAAAAGAGUAACCUAUGUCAGAGCUGCUAAACUGACUGAGGAGGGAAACUCAGUGGAGAGUUAUGGACUGCAGUCUGGAUCAUCAUCUGAAGGUGAAUCUUUUAAAUCUUGACUAGAAAAAUUGGUCUUUUGAUUUCCCAAGGACACUUCAGAUAUAUCUACUUGGUGUCCCUUGCAGUGACUAACAGCAAUCUUUCUGGAAAGAUAGACUAUCUCUAAGAGUAGCAGCAUUUCUUGCUUGUGAUUUUUAGAUGCUUAUUAGUUAGCAAGUCUCUUUCUUUUCCAGAUUGUUACCUGGGCAUGUAGAAGACAUAUUUGGAAUCUGUGUGAACAUUGAGCCACUUGCCUUUUUCUAAUGCCAAUGGCUGAAUAUGGGUCAUGAGCUCUGCUUUUCAGUGGAAUUCCCUGGGGCAAAGGGCGUGGCUUCAGUUGUGGACUGACAAUUGCAUUACCCGGCUUUUGAUGUCCUCCAUUAAUAAAUCUACUUCCAUCAGUGAACCAUAUCUCCACCGGGUCUUGGAGGGACACAUCACUGAUGUGCAGCCUCCUUGCUGAGGUCUGGGAAAUCACUUGUUCACAAGAAUAGUUAACCUCUGAGUCUAUGGGCAUCAGUGAAGUAGGCUUAAGAGUAGUGCAAGUCUUUAUGGUCCCCUUGAGGGUACCUAGAAGCGUGCUCUGAAACUUGGGAAGCUGUGCCUGUGUCAAUCACAAGUGACCUUUUGUUUCAAGAAGAGUCGUGAACCUCAUGGAGAAUCAAGAGUUAUAGUUUUGGUCCCAAAGUUAUUUUGUGGCUUCUUUUGUAGAAGAGCUGCAGCUUCUAUGCCCUCAGGCUAGUAGCCACGCUAUCUAACUUUGUGCCAGCUUUUGGGUCCAGAAAUUCAAAGC
This is a messenger RNA of Cavia porcellus (domestic guinea pig), 6305 nucleotides long. It is a transcript of the gene CUNH6orf141, whose product is annotated as chromosome unknown C6orf141 homolog. Bases 65 to 622 code for a protein of 185 amino acids. The transcript is spliced from 3 exons. The record is from RefSeq and is a predicted model, not a curated record. Lineage: Eukaryota; Metazoa; Chordata; Mammalia; Rodentia; Caviidae.